This is a messenger RNA of Brassica rapa (field mustard), 5854 nucleotides long. RefSeq lists its product as uncharacterized. Lineage: Eukaryota; Viridiplantae; Streptophyta; Magnoliopsida; Brassicales; Brassicaceae. The record is from RefSeq and is a predicted model, not a curated record.
CGCUCUAUCCACUCAGCUAAAGGAGCUCCAAUAUGCUUUAUUAUUGACAUGACGAAAAACUAUAUAUACUCAAUACAAAAACACAGGAAAGUUAUAAGUUAUAAAUUAGCUAUGAAGAGAUGAAUCUAAGCAAAUGUAAACACACUGAGAAAAUAUCAAUAUAUACUCUUAUCACUAGGAAUUUAGGAUACGUAUGAGGUUUGACGCGAUCCCAAAAAUGUUAAAAGUGUUGUUCAUAUGCUGUUAACAACUAUGCAAAUGCACUAAUAACCAUCCAAGUCUAUAUGGUAGUAUGGUACCAAAGCAACAUAUUCACAAUACACUAUACAUACAGGGGUGAAGCUACCGCCAAUACAAUGGGUGCCUACGAAUCCACUAGUUUUCAUUCUUAAUUAUUAUGUUGUACGGUAAAUAUAAGAAAGGUAUUAGAAACUCUUGUUACUGCACCCACUGAUUCAGUUUAUAUAGCUUAUGCACCAAUCAAAUUUAUACCUAGCUUCGCCCAUGUAUACAUGCAUGAUACAUAUAUUAUCAAAUAUACGAAGAUUAAGUCAAACUCAAUACCUUAAAAACAACCUCAUUAAGUAAAAGGAAAAAAAAAACAUCAACAAGUACAGUCCGAACGACCAAACCAACAAUAUAAAGACAUUUCAUAUAAAUUGUACACAACGCUUUCUAAACAUUAAAUAUCCUUAUUUAGCAAAAAGCAUUGAAUUUGCAAGUACAUUAUCGAUCCCCAAAUAUCUUGUGACAGAGGAUACUAAGAUUUUAAGUACGGGAAAUAUAAAAAGAUUAUUCCAGAUUAAUUUCUCUUAUAAAUAAAAAUAUAUAUUCCCCAAAAUUAAGCUGGAUAUUUUCAGAUUGUCCAUCCAGCAAACCAUGAGCCAUAUCAUCACUUGCUUUGUAGAAGAACACACCGACAUUUACUUAAACUUACGCUGCUGGAUUUAGUGCACGAAACCAACGUCGAAGCAGCAAAAGAGGUUCUCCGACCCUUCUUCUUUUCUAUUUACUUUAAAAUAUGACACAAGAACAAGUUAAAUCCAAGAUCUGCCCUUGUACGUCGAGCCUCUGUUUUUUUGUACUUUAUAAUAAUGCGGUUUGUUGCAUAAUUUAAAAAUCGCAAGUAGACAAAAACGUUCUCAGAUUUUGUGAACUACAACUGCAAGAUACAACUUUGGUUCACUGUAUGGGAGACCAUCCAUAGGUGAGACACACGCUCAUCUAUACAUAACUCUAUACACAAGUAGACGUCAGAUAAGAUUAAAAUUAUAAAAGAGUAGAUACUUAGAUAUAAGUAUACUUUUUUCUAUAUCUAGUUAGUUAAUUAUGCUUUUUCUUUCCAGCAUAAAAAAAUAAAAAAAAAUAAAAUUAUGCUUUUUCUUUCCAGCUAUUUACGUUAUCACUUUUAAGAGUUAUAGACUUAUAGGAGGUCUUACUUAUGUCGAGAUAGGAAAAUAUUGUACUUGAUAAAUAAGUACAACAAGAAAUGUACGGUUCAUCAUAAACUCAUAGUACUUAUAUUCUUUUCUUUCUGCAUGAGUUUUCUUGGUUGUUGCCUGGUGGAGUGAGGAGAGGAUUAAACAGGGAAGUGUGUGUUUGUGUGUAAUUAAUGUUAACGUGUCGGAAACCGAGUUGCGUGGGGGCUCAUAUUAGUAAUUACUCUGUGCAAUACUGCAACUAGCCGAUACCAGCUAUCAUUUUCACAUGUACGGAUCUUUUUGAGAUGUGUAUUACUAAAAUAUUAAUUAGAUGUUAAUUACUCUGAGUUUAUUUUUUAUGAUCGUGGAGUUAGCCAUUUCUAGUCAAAUGCAUAGUUACUUUUUUAUGACGUCCAAAAAAAUGUGUAAACCAUCGCUUAAAAUUGAGGUAUAAAAGCAAAGUGAAAAAAACAUUGUUAAAAUCAAAAGUUCGUGUCAAAGUCAAACAUUGGUUUCAAAACCACAAUGAAAACAAUGUCAAACUUAUGUAGUCAAAUUCGAUGUAAACUCUAAAGUGAGCUAAAUACUUUUUGAAAACGAGUAACUAAGCAUUUGACUAGAAAUGGCUAACUCCACCAGAAAUAUAAUGUACUACCAAAAUAAACAGGAUAAAUAGAGUCGUUACAAAAAUAGAGUCGUUAAACAUAAUUUCAAAAAAUACAUUAAAAAUGACAUGAGAUAAGAUGACCAAUUUUAUAUAGACUACCGACUCAUUUUUUUACUAGUUUUCUACUCAUUUUUAUCGGCUAAAUUAUUUUAAAAAUGAUCUAUAGAUGUCAUUACUAAAAAUUAGUAGCCAUUUUCUGAGAAUUACUAUUUUUGUUCAGCUCUUUCUUUAAAACUAAACACUCACAUACUUAUUCUAAAGAUCACUGAUUUUUUUUUAACUCUAAACAAACAUAGUUUUGAAAAUAUUGUUAUUUACAAAUACUAACAUUUGUAAUUUAUACUGCAGUAUUAAUCUAUAAGAAUAUUCGUUAUAUGUUCUCAGCAAAUAAUUUUUGUGCAACCUUCGGAGACCUUUGAAAGCCAACAGAGUAUUUAUAUUUUAUCCACAUUUUUAUAAGAAGCAUAAAAUAACUGAGUUUGGCAUGAGAUUUUUUUUUUGAGAAUGCAUGUGCAUAAAAUUAAAACGUACAUGUGCUUAAAACAUCCCUUUGCGUUAAUCUAGGGUUUCAUCUUCCAACAAUUACAUAGAAAUAGUAUUGUUUUGGUGAUCAUAUAUGGCCCUUCUUAUGUAUCAAGAGACUAUUUGCAUUAACUUUUCCCCGCCGUUGAUCCUAAAAUGGGUUAUAAGUUACUAUUGAAGAUAACUAAAAUCAAUUAAGAAUCUAAUCUUAGAUCUUUAAACUCCAAGAGACAACACAUUCGUCCCUUUGUGUAUGUGACAUCAUACACGAUAAUAAGAUAUUAUUAAUCCCUAUCAUGUUGCACUAAAAAACAAGUUAUAUGAAUCUAAGAUGUUUCAUAUAAAUACACACCUUUUACCAAUACAGAGUGCAUCAAAUACAGUAACGUACCAAAUAAAGAUAAAGAGAGAAGAUAAAAAUGGAGUGUUCCAACAUGAAGCUACAUCAUCAGCAAGGUGGAUAUGCAGAGCCAAGAAUCUCAUUCUCCAGCGGUUUCGCAGCGACCAAGAACGAAAUAAUCAAGUACAAGGAGGCACCUGUGUCGUCAGAUGAUUUUGAGUUCGGUAUCAAGAACUGCUCCAUGACCACAGCAGAUGAAAUCUUUUGCGAUGGCAUGAUCCUACCUCUCAAGGAAGAAGUCAACACGACGAAGAGAAUGCCAACUUUGAGAGAAGAACUCAACGAAGAAGACGAUGAUUCACCUAGAACCAAAUCAAAAGGGUCGAGUGGUUGGUGGAGAGAGAGAUUAGGGUUAGGAUUCUCGAAGUCCAAGAAAGAUCACAAGAGAAGUUCUUUUUAGAAGCACCAUUAUAAGUUCUGAUUUAUUGCUUAUUUUUUCUUAUGUGUUAUCUAUGGUUUUUCACUUCUUCAGUACUGUUCCUCGACGAUGUAAAAAGAUUGUUUGCGGUUGGAGAAUUUCUUCUUUUGUAUUUCGAAUGCUCCAUUUUCCAUAAGCCUUUUCUUUUCGAACUUCUCAUCACCAAUUAAUCUUUAAAUUAGAAUUGACAAAAAUAUUCUAUCUUUAAGAUGCUACUAAUUUAAAUAUUCCGAGCAUUCCCAACACUUUAAAUGUUUUUCGUGUCAAUAAAUUAGGUGGAAACCGUACGUGUAAGUUGUAACCAGAAGUUCAAAUUUAUUUUACUUAUGUCAUUUUACAGCAUCCACGGUCCUUCUAACACUGAUAGAUUUAUGUUUAUAUUUUACAAAAUUUAUAUGGAAUUGAUUUUCAGAUAGAUUAACAUGAUGUAGCUAAGUCACAUGUGGCGAUCAUGUAUGUACCAUCCUAUUCUAUGUCUCUGCUGUAAUUAAGUAGCUCAUAGAACUUUCAACUUUGUUUAGAUGCAAGAAAGUAGGAAAUUUUAGUUUUAUCACCAAAAACAAAAGAGAAAUUAAUAUUUUCUUUUAGAAUUAGGUUAACUCAGUGAUUGUUCUUUUCUAUGUGUAUGAUUUUUGGUCUGGAUGCAGAAACUGGACUUACAGAGUUUCUAAAGGUCCCAAAACGUGAGCUAAAGAGUCAGCAGAUGAAGGUUCAUCGAGGUCAUUGUCACAUGUACAGAAUUGGGAAGAGGUUCGAACUACACUAAAAGGAACCAAUUUAGAAAACUUGUUGCGCCAAGAUGGUUAAGUUUUGUACAUACAAAGAACAAACUUUGUAGGAAAAUUUUGGUGACGCGUUUGACAAAAUUGAAAAAAAAAUACUUACAUUUAAUAAAACUAAGAAACUAAUAAAUUAAAUAUCACUCAUCUAUAGUACUAGGUUCUGAGACCCCGCGCAAGCGCGGGGCUGGUUAUUUUGGAUAUCGGUGGGGCGGUAUGAUUUACGGGAUGUUGGUGUUGUUUAAGAUUUGUGCAAAUUAAAGAAUAAAAUUUAUCGGAAAUAAGACAACAAAAUUUAUCCUAGCUUUUGACGAUUAACUCAAGUUAGAGACAUCUCCCAAAACGGAAGGCAAAUUCAAAAAGUAUAAUUAAGAUAAAAUAUAGAGAAUAUAAAAAAUGCCUAAACAUGAAACAAAGAGCGUGGAACAACGGAAAGGGAAAUAGAGAAGAUGAAGAAGCUUACGUCAGGUAUAUGAAAUUAAAAAGACAGAUAUUGUGACAGCGCAACACCAACUUAUUUGGGGGUCCAUAUCAAGUUAUCAACUCUGUAUAUACCCGUUGUUUGAAUAAAUACUCAAAGUUUCAAACUACUUGCAUUACAAAAUUAUUUUAUUUUUUCAAAAUACACAUUGUUUGCUAGUACUUGUUAGGGAGCUCAAGGACCGUAGUAGCAUAUAUUAAAGCUACACUAAUCUUCAUCGCUAAGAUCACACAUUGUCUACAUCCUCAACGUUAGGAUAUUCCAAGUAACACUUCUCCUCGUCUUCCUCGUCACGGGUUUCAUCUUCAUCUUGUAAACUCCAAGUAACCAUCUUCCAAAACGCAGCACUCCACUUCUCUUCCCUCUUCAGGCUUAGCGGUGGUCUGUGACAAAAUCCAGCCGUUGGAUUGAAACAGAGCUCUUAUAUUGGCUUUGUGGUUCAUAAGAGUUUCAAAAGUGGUGAAACUGGAAGCAUCGUGGCGAGUGGCUCCCCUUCUAAGGAGAUCUGCCCCCUGUGUGAAAUAGUUUAACAAAUCAUAAAGAUUAAAGUAGUUUAACAAAACAUAAACGAAGGUUGACGUUUUUUCAUUAUGAAAAAGUAAUUGUGGGUUUAAAAUGUUUGGGCUCAAAUUAUGUUGGGCUCUAUGUCUAAAACAUGAUUUGAACUUAAAAACUGGAAAAAAAAAACGUUAGGUUAUCUUUUUUUUUUUUCUCCUUCGUCGGGACAGCAUCACCUGUGGGAUCUCUGGUAUGAUUAGAGCUUAAGUUUGUGAGAUUGGGGAGCGAUAAUAGUGUAAUGCGUUAUUGAAGAGGAGUUUACUUACAUCAGUUAGGCUUCUUCCGAAUAAUUCCAUUGUCGUUGGUCCUCGGGUGCUUCGUUGUCGUCGGAAUCUGCAAAAGAAAAAGUUUUAAUUUGUUAAGUGAGAUGUCUUUUAUUUCUUUUAGAUUCGGUUGCUAAAAACAUAAUUCAUUCAGUUUUCCUGUUUUGUUUGGAGAUUGCAGGGAUGAAACCGUAGAUCACAGAAUCCUGUAAGAAAAACAGAGAAAAAUCAUUAGUUGCUCAUAAAAAAACCCAUAGACAAAACCAAAACAAAAAGAUAAAGACACGUUUCAUAUAUGAACAAAGAAUAAGCAAAGCAGAGUUAAAGUGAUAAAAAAAUAAGUUA